Molecule: messenger RNA, 2020 nt
Organism: Styela clava
Lineage: Eukaryota; Metazoa; Chordata; Ascidiacea; Stolidobranchia; Styelidae
Source: RefSeq, a predicted model, not a curated record
UUUGGGAGUUAAAUUCGGCCUCGCUUGAUUGGUUACCAAAAUUCACUGUGACGUAACAAUAUUAGUUCUUUCUCACGCCGACUUGGAAUCUUGCUACUCGUGUGAAGCAAAUUUGAAUCAAUUUUCUGAUUUUAAAAAAGAUUUUCAUUCAGUCUUCUAGAAAAAUGGACCUUAUGCGAAAUUGCAUUUUUCUAGCUCUGAUUUCGAUGUUGAUGAUUUACAGCGUGGAUGGCCAAGUUUACAGAUGCUCCAAGAGCGACGAGAAGUGCGUUUUUCCCUUUGAAGAAGACGGAGAAACGUAUAAUGAAUGCAAAGGUGGAUGGGGCGGCCAUUGGUGCCAUACAGACGGGUCGCAUGGAUGGGCCUACUGUGAUAUCUGUCCAGAAGAUUUAACUUCGACCACCACAACGACUAGUACAACUACUGCGAGCACAACCAAGUCCCCUACCACCACACCAACCACGGUUAGCACCACCACAACCAAGGCCUCAACCACCACAUCGACUACGAUCAGCACCACUACAACGGUACCCUCCACAACCACUACUAUACCAAGUACUACAACUACUAUAUCGUCUACUUCUACUACCUCUACUUCGGCCUCAACACAAACUGAUGCCCUAAAAUUGGCCGGUGGACUGGAAUCGAUCUCAGAGGGAGACCAAAGCACGGAAUCGCCGGAAAUUGAAGAUGGAAAUGUCGCAGCUACAGAGCAGGAAUUACCCGUCGACGAUGACGACAGUACGACGCAAGGCUCAGCUGAGAAUGACAAGAGUUCGACUACUGAGGAAAUAGCAGAAGACAAAGUCAUCAAUGAUGAAUCGCUGAUGGAUAUACAACUUCAGGCAACAACAGUGCAGGAAUUACUAACUUAUGAUGAAGACAGUUCGACACAAGGUUAUGUUGAGAGUUCAACUACUGGGCAGAUAGAAGAACGCAAAGUUAUCGGGGACAUAUUAGAGAUGGAUAUACAACUUCAGACAACAACAGUGCAGGAAUUACUAACUUAUGAUGAAGACAGUUCGACACAAGGAUAUGUUGAGAGUUCAACUACUGGGCAGAUAGAAGAACGUAAAGUUAUCGGGGACAUAUUAGUGAUUUCUGAAGAUACAAAAACUGACGAUGUCUCAACCACUACUGUUGUUACUAAAGCACCAGCGAAAGCCUGCACUUACCGCGGCAACACUUGCAAAUUUCCGUUUGAAUAUGAAGGCGUAGUGUACAACGAAUGUGUGGGUCACGUGAUGAAGCGAUUUGGCUGGUGUUAUAUUGAUGAUAAGCAAGAAGAAUACGAUGACUGCUACCCGUGCAAAGAAGAAACUACUUCGACUUCAACUACUACGAAAUCAACCUUAGCAUCGACGUCUUCUGUUGCUGUGCCAAAAGGGAGGGCACCAGAGAGCAAAGAAGACGUGCCCACAACAGAAAACCAAAUCACCACAACUACAGAUUCAGAAGAACAGCCUCUGAGUUCCCCAGAAACAGAGAAAUCCUCUACGAGUAAGGAAACAACAACGAAAAAUGGAGUUCAGGGUGUGUCUGGUGAAGCAACGGCUGAAGCUGUAAGAGACGGUCAAGAAACAAGCGAACCGACUGAAGAAGAUCUGUCGGGUCCUGGAACCGUCGCCAUCAUUGUAGUUGUCCUGAGUAUACUAGCGUUACUAGUCAUACUGGGCCUCAUUGUGCUCUACGUCAGAAAAUUGAGAAGAUCUAAGAAUGCCGAUGACACAGAGAAGAAUGGAAACGUUGGCGAAUCUGGUGAAGGAUUAUUGAGUCACAAUAAGAACGGAAAUCACAAGGCCGUGAACGACGGGAACAGUCAAGAAAUGCAACCUUUGAAGAAACAGAAUGGGGAUUGUGAUGUCAUCAAUGAGAAGAUGAACGGGACGACGACAGUUAUUGCUUAACGGAAGUUCGGAAAAUUUGAACGAAAAACUUGGAUGAGGGGGUUAUUUAUAAAACUGAAGCAUAUUUUAUCAGUUUGAAGGAUUUCCAUGACAUAAUUGAUGAGAAAAGGAUU